AUGCAUCCACACAGCUCCAAUGGAUCGUCUGCAUCCAGUCGCAACACUUCUGCGUUUGGUCGCAAGGGAAGCAGAGGAUAUUCGCGUGGCACGAGCUCAAACAACACACGCAAGGACAAGCACGCUCUGCAGUACUUGGACGAGAGUGGUCACGAUGUCACGCCGCGCAGCUUGCUUGAGCCGCAUCGCCGCAAAACCAUCGAGGAUGUGAGGGUCGAACGCACAAACUUCAUGGACACCAUGGCCAUGCCAAAGGAGAUGUCUUGGGGGUCGCGCAUGAUGAGCAGUGCGGAGGGCUCGAUGGCCAUGAGCCUGCCGCACUUCUCGUACAUGGGCGCGAGCACGCGCUCAACGACGUCAGACUCAAGCCAGCGGCGGGAGAGCGCCUUUGACGUUGACGAGAUUGACGACACAAUCAUCCAGCCAGCAGACGUGGCCAUGCCCAAGGAGGAGGAGGAGGAGCUCACCGAUGCCGACCUUAACAAGAUGGUGUACAUCAAAUUGGAGGAGACAGACACGAUAUCGCUGCUGGACGUGCCGCCGACGUGGAUCCCCGAUGACGAUGAGGCCGUGCACGAGGAGAUCAAGAAGGAAAACGACGCAUAUGAGGCGCUGCUUGAGAAGAAGCAGACCAUCCCCGACGACUUCACCGACCGCUUUACACAGACCACCGUCUUCCUGCAGAAGGAGCAGGCCAUGCAAACAGCGCCACGGUCGGUUGCGAGUGCAGACUGCCAGGUCUCCAUUGCCGACAUCCACGACUGCUUCGACGCCCUCACGAAACUCCGCUCAAAGGUGCGAGGCAAGAACUCGUUUGCGAACAUGGCAUCGAAGGUGAUUGCGCGGGAGAAAGGCCCCGUGAUUGCAUUGCAGGAUCCACGCACCCUUCUCAAGCAGCACCACAUCCCGCUCGGCUUUGGCGUGUCGGAAGUUGUUGAGGAGGAAGAGGAGACGGUAGCGGCGCCAGAGGAACAGUGGGAAAAGGCGAAGGAGAGUGUGAGCGUGAAGCGGCAUCUGCAGCUGCUGGAGCGGUUGAUUGAGCACGACACAUUCGCACCGCAGCAGGCGCUCAUCAAGCAGGACGACGUCUUUGGACUCACGGACGAUCCGUCCAGUCGCUCGCCGCUGCGCCACGCAUGGACAUAUGCGUGUGACACAACAAAGAACAUGGUCGUCACGUGCUGCGCGUGGAACAAGGCCAACCCGGACAUUGUCGCCGUCGGGUAUGGGAGAACGGCGCUGCCGUCCCCUGACGAGCCCGGCAUGCUGUGCUGCUGGAGCAUCAAGCAGCCGCAGUACCCCCACCGCAUCUACACCACCCCCUCCACCGUCAUGGCUGUCGACUUCUCUCGCGAACACCCGCAGAUGCUGGCGGUCGGUAUGGCGUCCGGCACCAUCGCCAUCUACGACGUCUACAAGGACCAGCCAGAGCCCCUCCUCGACACAACGCCCAAUGACACGGCAAGCAAGCACACGCACGCCGUGUGGGACAUCCAGUUUGUGUCGCUCGUCGGCAAGCAGGGCGCCGACGACCGGGAGGAGAUGCUCGUGUCUGGAUCGUCGGAUGGGCUCGUGCUGCAGUGGCACCUGCACAAGGGCCUCGACUCGUCUGCCCUCGUCAAAGUCAAGCGUGUCGCAUCGCAGAGCAAAGCGCACCACGGCAACAGCAAGACAGCGUUUAUUGCGCGCCAGGCAGGCGUUAUGUCCAUGGCAUUCUCCCCAACAGAUGCAAGCCUGUAUCUGGUUGGCACGGAGGACGGCAACAUCCACAAGUGCUCCACGUCGUACUCGGACACGUAUCUUGAGAGCUUCUUCGGCCACACCGCCAGCGUGUACCGUCUACAGUACAGCCCCGUCGACACCACCCGCCUCCUCAGCUGCUCCGCGGACUGGUCGCUCAAGCUGUGGGACGGCGACUCCGGCAACGUCGUGCAGACGCUGCAGUGCACCACCAGCGCUGUUCGUGACGCGUGCUGGUCCCAUCACCGUCGUGAUGUCCUCGCAUCCAUCAGUGACGACAAGCUGUUCCUGUGGAACUUGGCGGAUCUCGAGCAAGACCCCGUCUUCUCGUGCCAGCCGCACAAGGGUGCACAGCUCUCCUGUGUUCUCUUCAACCCGCAGCGCGAAUACCUCGUGGUUGGCGAUACAGCGGGCAACUUGCACGUGUAUUCAAUUCACUUGAAGACACAGAAGCAGGCAGAAGAGGCGGCGGCACAGGAGAACAGCAACAACGCCAACGACACAGAGGAACAGCAGCAGCAACAGUCAAGCAGUGGCAGUGGCAGCGAUGUGACGAGCACGCGACCAACGACGAGCGCCACAACAGCAACUGCAGCGACAGACAACCGCGACAAGGCACCGUCUCCGACAGCAAGUAUGCAGGCUGACCCUGACGAAGGCGAUGGGCGGGUGUCGACACGUGCGACUACAGCGGCCAGUGCAACGCGCGCCACCACGGCUGCGUCAUCAACAAAGGCCCCGCUGCCCACUGUUCGCACCAGCAGGCCCUCAGAGUCGUCGUAG
This is a messenger RNA of Salpingoeca rosetta, 2523 nucleotides long. RefSeq lists its product as uncharacterized. Gene Ontology annotation, cellular component: axonemal dynein complex. Gene Ontology annotation, molecular function: dynein heavy chain binding; dynein light chain binding. The transcript is spliced from 17 exons. The record is from RefSeq and is a predicted model, not a curated record. The coding region runs from base 1 to 2523 and encodes 840 amino acids. Gene Ontology annotation, biological process: cilium movement. Lineage: Eukaryota; Choanoflagellata; Craspedida; Salpingoecidae.